AUGCGUAUCACCGCGGCGACAGCGACCGCCCCUGUCGGUGCCCCAGGCGCCAAAGUGCGCAAGGGAAAAGCAAAGACCAUCCGCGCCGUCGCCGCGGCAGGCGCAGUAUGGCGCCCCCAAUCGCAGCUCAUCUUCACCUCCAACGCCACCUCUGUGACGGCACCGUCGAACGGCGAACUUGGUGACUCGAAAACCGCAGGGGCCAUCAGCACCAAUGGCAGCAUCAACGGCUACACCGGCACCUCAUCAGCGCUGGCGCUAAAGGCUGCAGGUACUGGAGGCAGUGGCAGCUGUGGGGUUGCCUCGGUGCUCCCCAUACCCACCGCGCCAUCCUCUGGUAGCGCGCAAGUGCCCCCGCUGCCGUCGUCAGGGUGCGCUGCGGUGGAAAACCAGAUUUUGCGGAACGACGCUCUCGAAGCGGUGAGGCGAUCAGGCGCCGAGGGUUUUCCACCCUCGCGGGAGAAGGGCGUUGUCAGUUGCACGUUGCCAGCAGCCGAAAAGCAACGCCGUGUCUCGGACAUUGCCAGGGCAAAUGAGCUCAGCACAGACAACCCCAAUACGUUCACCCCUGCUGAGGUGCCGCCUUGGGUGGCUGGCGGCGCCCCUGUCGAUGCUUCCAAGGCUGCAGACACCGGUGGGGGCGCCAGCGCUGCUUCUUUCGAAGGAGUGAUGGACAACUCGCCCUUCGUGUCGAGCUCCUCCUUGGCCCCUUCCGACACAGGAUGUACGCAGCGGACAAAGGCCUCGCACGCAGACCAGCGGCCCUCAGCGACGCAACGGUGCGACAACGGCGCUUUCGCGGAGCGGCCGCAGCUGCUCCUGUCGCUCGCGCAGGACAACCGGGGCUUCCUCAAUCCUGGCUACUCGUGCGACUCCUCAGACUGGAGCAGUGAGGACAGCGACGCUAGCAGUGGGCGUGCAGGUGCUGACGGCAGCGCCGGCUCGGCAAGGCGCCAGCGCACCCCAUCUGCGGCACCUUCCAGUCGAGCCGCACCAUCGGAGCAGCGCGGAAAAGCGUGCGGCGGCGCGCCUCCGCCGGUGCUCACUACGCGUUUGAGUAGCGGCAGGAACCGGACCGCCCUCGCUGUCUUCCCGCUGACCGCCGCAGAGGAGCAGUCAGCCCGGCAAGCGUACGACACCUACCGAGCACAGCAAGAGAAAGCGGGCUAUCACAGGAGCGACACCAGCGCCACUAAGCUCCGCUCUCAGCGCUCUGCUUCCGUGUCCCCAUCCGCCCUGAGCACUUCCACGUCUGUAGGGAAGCGUGAGCUGCUGCGGCUACUUCACGGGCUUUAUCACCGUGCACAGGCCAUGAUGGCCUCUACCACAAAGACCGCCGCGCCGACGUCCGCCCCGCCGCAGAGGAAGGCGAUGUCGCCAACCAUGAGCGUUGGCACGGCAGACCUGCUGCACAAGUUUCCGUCAACCAAGUACCUGCUCAACGCGGCUGAGGCAUGCUUUGGCAGCCGUCGUUUCCGAACUCUCAUGGCCGCUGUGGUGGCAGACAGUGACGCCCUCGUCCCCAUCGUCGUUCGAAACAACGACGGAGGAGCGUCAGCCGUGCCCACCGCUUCACGGUCACGGUUGUCGUCUUCGUCUCAAGGAUUGACAGUGGAGGAGGCGCUCUCCUUCUUUAGGCACCUCAAACAUGAAAUGACCUCGGAUGUGGCUAGGCACCGGGAGAGGAGGCAGGCAGAGGCGUCCGCGAAGCCAGAAGCGGCGUCGGGGGACAAAAGACGGAAUCGCCCAGCGAAGGCUGCUCCAUUACAGCCCCUACUUGACCUGCAGGGCUCGCAGAAGACGCGUAGUACUUCUGCCCCCAGUUGUCAAGCUGCCUCCCAGGUGUGCCGUCUCCCUUCUGCGCAGGCCGGUCGACGCAGCGGCCGACCUCCGCCGACUCCUAUUGCGCUGAUGGCGGCGAGGCAUGUCACGUCGGCAUCUUUCCCGCCGUCGUCUACCCCACCUUCGCCUUCUCCGCAGUUGUCUUCCUCACCGUCGAGGCCAGGGAUUCCCGGGGCGAUGACGUUGGUGGGCCCUCGGAAGCCAACUGGACGGCGUAAGGGCCCGCGCAGAAAAACAGCGCUGCCGCCGCCGUCGCCCCAUCCGUUCGGUAGCAACUCGUGCACGCCCGACGCAACUUACAUGGAUGACUUCAUCCACACAUAUGUGCAGCGCAAGGCGUUUGCUGAGAUCGCCGAAGGACAGGGCUUCCACGACAGCACCACCGUGACAUUGGGGAAGCUGAUAAAAGUGCUACACUGGUUCGAGCUGGCGCUCGACCCCAGCGUCAUCGAGCACCUGUGCGGCGUGCAGGUGCAGCCCGCGCGAGAAUCGCCGGACAUCUCCAUUGACUUCAGUACCUUUGUGAAAAUCAUCAACUCGGGCUUGUGGUGCCAGCGCUACAGUGGGGGCAGCGGCUCUUCAGCACCCGGCUCCACGUCGGCGGACAACAACGAUGAUCCGGAGUCCAACGCGUGUGUGCCGGUGUUGCCACCAGAGGCGCCUGCACGGGCCUCUCCUGUGGCGCUGCCUAUUCCUGGCUUGACGGCGGCCGACAGUGCAUCGCUCAGCACGGGUGGCGGGGGUGCACCUUGCGCUAAGGCUGCCUCCUCCACCAUCUCAGUGCGUGACAUUGGGGGCUCGAAUCCGUCGCCACUGGUCCUUGCCCCAGUUUCUGCUGCGGCGCAUCGUCGAUUGAGCAGCCUCAGCAGCAUGUCGACUUCAACCGCUUCUUCACCGGCAAGUGGCGGCAGCAUGCACAGAUCAUUUGUGGACACAGAUGAUGCGUACCCAUUGGUAGCUCAUGACUCCGCCAUCGCAGCGCUCUGCCGCAGUAUUCGCCAGCGGCUGCGCCGAGAGCUGCGGCGGAGCGUGAGCAGUGGGUCUAACGCGCUGCUGCGACCCCGAGACAACCAAGGCAGCGGCAACGGGGCUGGCGAUGGCGCGGCGCAAAAGGAAGGAAGCGACCCACAGUAUUCUCCAUCUAGCCGGACGGCGCCGGCUUCCUCGUGCUCGUGGAGGUCGUUGUCUUUGGCCUCCUCCGCAGCGUCGUCAAUGUCCAGGGGGAACGUGAGUGUCGCCGGUCUGGUUGGUGAGAGCGAAUCCGCUUCUGCGCGUGACGAUGGCGAGGUAUUCUCGGCAUCGCCACACUUUUCAAAGUGGCGCAGUGACACGAAGUGCAGCACUCCGCUGUCUCACCAGAGGCUGCGCGAGCAGCAGUCGCCGUCGCCGCAUGUAGGUCAUAGGCUGCCUCCUCACUCGCAUCCGUACACGCUGACCCCUACCCCAAGAGCCCCGCGUGCACAGCCCGCCAGAAGAGGUGAGGGCGCCGUUGCCUCCCAGUGGUUCCCGACAGCGCAGCGUUGGCAGGGGCACGGGCACCGACUCGCUGCUCCGCCGCCCGCCAGGCCGGCUACUGCGCAAAGACCAUCUCUCUCCACUGCCGUGGCGAGGCGGUGUCGCCGGCAUCAAGAAUCAAUGCACUUUAUCACGUCCCUGUCGCCUUACAGCAAUUCAGGCCAUGGCGCCCGACGGUCCGCAAGCCAUUGCUGGUCGCGCAUCGCGACUCUAUCAGCGCUGAGUCGGUCGCGAAGGUCGUCGUCGCUGCACUCCUGUGACACCCAGUCAGUGGUGAAUUCGUUCCAAUUUUCAGAGUCCGGCUUGUCUGCCGCUUUCUUGUCCCGGACUUUGCCUGCACAGACGGUGUCGAGGCACCCCAAACGGAACCGUCCAUCUAGCGCCUAUACGCGACUCACGACGGCACCAACGCAUGACGCCUGCACAGCGCACGUGUCACACCCCCCUCUCUCACCAGCCAUCAGAUCGUCGCCGCUGCCGUAUCGGCGGCGGCUCUUCCAGGCCUGCUAG
Leishmania major strain Friedlin is the source of this 3867-nucleotide messenger RNA. Its product is annotated as streptococcal hemagglutinin-like protein. The transcript has a single exon. The coding region runs from base 1 to 3867 and encodes 1288 amino acids. The record is from RefSeq and is a predicted model, not a curated record. NCBI's taxonomy places the organism in Eukaryota, Euglenozoa, Kinetoplastea, Trypanosomatida, Trypanosomatidae.